GCGUUGUUGAUGAAUUAUGGCGAAAUUAAAAUUGUAAAGCGUUUUAGACUGUCAUUAAAAGUAACAAAUAUUGCUGAUACAAACUUCAUGCUAUACUACAUUAUUGAGUAGCAUAUUAUUUGCUGUGCCUUGUGAAUAUAUUACUUAUGGUAUUACAUAAAGAAUCACAAUGACAUCUAGGAAAAUUAUACAAGUGUUUGAACAGUACCAAAAAGCAAGGAUUCAGUUUGUGCAGACUGUUGCAGAACUUGCUGCAACUUCAAAGCGAACAAAUAUUGAACCACUCCGUGAUGCAGGUGUUAUGGCAUUACUCAGACCCCUGUUGCUGGAUGUAGUUCCUACUGUGCAGCAUACUGCAGCUUUAGCCCUGGGAAGGCUGGCUGUUCACAACGAUGCUCUUGCUGAGGCUAUAGUGAAAGCAGAUAUUCUACCGCAGCUUGUACACUCUUUAGUGAAGCAAAACAUAUAUUACAAGGAAGCAGCAGCGUUUGUGUUUAGAGCCGUUGCAAGACACUCCCCUGAGCUUGCUCAGAAUGUUGUAGACAGCGGUGCACUAGAUUCAUUGGUCGCAUGUUUAGAAGAGUUUAAUCCAGCAGUGAAACAAGAGGCUGCUUGGGCGUUAGGUUGCAUCGCAAGGCACAAUGAAGAGUUAUCAAUGGCAGUUGUGGAUGCUGGUGCAGUACCGUUGCUGUUGCUGUGCCUACAGGAGCCAGAAAUUGCUCUAAAGUCAAUUGCAGCAUCUGCUAUCAGUGACAUCAGCAAGCACUCGCCAGAGCUGGCACAGACAGUAGUAGAUGCUGGAGCCAUUGGCCACCUUUGUCCAUUGGUUAUGAGUCCUAAUGUGAUGCUAAAGAAACAAGUGUUUUCGGCCCUGAGCCAGAUAUCUAAACACACAGUUGAUCUUGCCGAGAGAGUGGUCGAGGCAGAAAUCUUCCCUGCAGUUCUUACCUGUCUGAAAGACUCCGAUAAAUGCGUCCAGAAAAAUGUGGCUACUUUGGUCCGAGAGAUAGCGAAGCAUUCGCCAGAGCUCGCACAACUCAUAGUGAAUGCAGGUGGAGUGGCAGCGAUGGUAGACUUUGUGAGAGAGACGACGGGUAACGUACGUUUGCCAGGUAUCAUGAUGCUUGGAUACGUGGCGGCACACUCCGAGAUGCUCGCAAUGGCUGUGAUUGUGUCCCGCGGUGUGGUGGAGCUAUCACGCGCACUAGACGAAGAGCAAGAGGAGCAUAUCCGUGCGGCCACAGCGUGGUCACUUGGCCAACUUGGCAGGCACAGUCCCGAGCAUGCCAAGGCUGUUGCUGAGGUCAACGUCUUGCCAAAAUUACUUCACUGCUACCUGAGCACCAGCAGUUCAGAAGACAUGCAACUAAAGGCAAAAAAAGCACUAAAGAAUCUACUACAAAAAUGUGUCCACCUGCCUGCCUUGGAACCACUGCUGCACGAUGCACCUCCAAAUAUUUUAAAGCACGUCGUUGCACAGUUUAGCAAGGUUCUGCCUCAUGAUGCCAAGGCCAGACGGGUGUUUGUCACCACUGGUGGACUGAAGAAAGUCCAGGAGAUUAAGACAGAGCCUGGUUCUGCACUACAAGAAUUCAUCAAUACAAUCAAUAACUGCUUCCCUGAGGAAAUAGUCAGGUUUUAUUCUCCUGGAUACUCUGAGACAUUACUAGAGCGGGUUGAGCAGUAUAAUCCUAUGACAGCACAGUAAAGCUCCAUUAGUAGAGAAUACAAAAAAUAUAGCAAAGUAUACUGUCUAUUCGUGUAUGGUUCCUGUGUACGUCUAUACAAUUUAUAUCAACUGUGUUUGAUUUUCUAUCAUAUCUGUGUAUUAAAAACAUUGAAACUAGAAAGUCAUUAUUGUAAUUCCAUGUACACAUGUACGUGUUAGUUUUAAUAAGUAUAUAUAUGUUGUUUUCAUUGCAUAUUUUUAUCAAAUAUAUUUUGUACUGUAAAUGAUUAUUAGAACUAUAUUCCGAUAAUGAUAAUAGCAUAAUAUCUCUGUGUCAUACUUCCUUCCAUUACUCAUUUGAAUUGUCUUCAUGUAUAAAUUUCCGUAAGAUGCGUAACCAAAAUAUUCAGAUUUUGCUUAACUAA
This is a messenger RNA of Priapulus caudatus, 2094 nucleotides long. RefSeq names its product sperm-associated antigen 6-like. The coding region runs from base 170 to 1708 and encodes 512 amino acids. The transcript has 11 exons. Gene Ontology annotation, cellular component: microtubule cytoskeleton. Gene Ontology annotation, biological process: cilium movement. Gene Ontology annotation, molecular function: microtubule binding. The record is from RefSeq and is a predicted model, not a curated record. NCBI's taxonomy places the organism in Eukaryota, Metazoa, Priapulida, Priapulimorpha, Priapulimorphida, Priapulidae.